UAGCCGAUCCCUUCCCGCGACUGCCGUGCUGAUGUGUCGGCUCCACCCGAACCCCUCGAUCACAUUAGUGCAGAUGACCAUACUCGCAAAAAAAGCUUCACAUCCCUCAGUGCUAUUUUCGGCCAAAACUCUCAGCGCUAUCAUCGCACACAAGCGGCACUAAAUCCCUUCAGAGAUUGCGGGCCGGGCAGCUGUCUGGGCCGGCCAAUCGCGGGCUGGUGGAAAAGACGAGGCCUUCUGAAGCGUCUCUCUCCGUCCACCUGCCCGCAGAGUUCACAGUUGCACUUCCUAACCAUGUCUGCGGUGGCUUCUCUGCAAUAAGCAAAGCAAAGGUUAUGCUGCCCAAAAGUUGCCUGAGUCCCAGCGAGAAAGAGAAGGGCUAACCCCUGCCGCAACUCAUCCCCCAGCAUUUUCCCGCAUCCCGUCAGCCAAACGGAGCCAUGAGCAACCACAGCGCUCCCAAGCAGGUCACGGAUAGUCCUGAGCCGUCGUCUCCGCACAGGCCGCCCCAACUGGACGAGGACGACGAUGGCGACCUGAACAAGGCGUUGGGGGUCCAACGUUUCCAGCACAUCCUCAGGCCUUCCACUUCCGUGCCAGACGAGCAGCACCACAACUACCACGAAGAGGACAUCGAAUACCACCGCCACUCCUCCCACCACAUCCACCGCCCUUUGUCCAAGUUGCCCCAGGACGGGCGCCACAAAAAGAGCAGCAAGAAGAGGCGUAAGGAAAAGGACCACAAGAGCACCCACGCCCCCGGCAGCGUGCCCGUCGAGGAGGUCGAGGAUGAGGACCAGCAGCAGGAGGAGGAGGAAGGGCAGGAAACCAGCGCCGCCUCCUCUUCCGAGCCGGUUGGGGUCAAGGAUGUGGAAUUCUUCUUGUCUGAUGACGACCACGUGGACGCCCCCACCCGGGAUCUGGACGUGGUCCCGCACUCCGCCGUGGGAGCCGAUCCUGACGACGGCACGUCCACAGAGAAGCCAGAGUUGUCAGACAUCCCCAGCUCGCCGCAUUCGGAUCACCCGCCGCUCGCCCGCUUGUCCUCGACAGGCCGCAGCUACGACCUGCAGGAUCGGCGGCGAACCGGCAACAUGACGGGCGCCGAGCAGGCCAAAUACCAGCGCAUCCCCACCGACGAGAUCGAGGCUCAGACACUCGUCUCCGCCGACCUGGAUGGCAUCAAGAGCCAUCGCUUCGAAGAUGUCCCCGGCGUUCGCAGACACCUGGUCCGAAAGAGCACCAAAGGCCAGGUGGUGCACACGGGCAAGGACCACAAGGAGUCCGCCACUCGCAGCCGAAAGCAGGACCGCACCCCGCAUGAGCCGACGCCGGUGGUUCUGUACCGCUCCUUCUCUCGGCCCAAAGGCGUCCUGCUGGACGCGGGCGCCAGCGCGGUGGCCGCCACGUACAAGAAGGUGUUCGUGGAGCUGAAUGAGCUGACCAUGGACAAGAACCAGGAAAUGCAGUGGAAGGAGACGGCCCGCUGGAUCAAGUUCGAGGAGGACGUGGAGGAAGAGACGGACCGCUGGGGCAAGCCCCACGUGGCCUCCUUGUCCUUUCGCAGUCUGCUAGAACUCCGCAAGACCAUCGCACACGGUGCCGUGCUGCUGGACCUGGACCAAAAGACCCUGCCCGGCAUCGCCCACCAGGUGGUCGAGAAGAUGAUCAUUUCAGACCAGAUUAAAGCCGAGGACCGCGCCAACGUCCUGAGGGCCCUGCUGCUCAAGCACAGCCAUCCGAGCGACGACAAGGAACACAGCAGCCCCUUCCCCAGGAACAUCUCUGCCGCAAGCCUGGGUAGCCUCAUGACCCACCACCAUGUUGCCAAUCAUACCCACACGCCCGAGCCCUCAGUCACCGACCCGCUGAUGAGCAGCGCACACGCGGCGGGCGACUGCGACACGCACAUUGACGUCGAAAAGAAUGACGUGCAGAAAGAGCCCACCGUGGUGUCGGGCAUGCAUCGCUCCAAGUCCAAGCACGAACUCAAGCUCCUCGAGAAGAUUCCUGAAAACGCCGAGGCCACCGUCGUCCUCGUGGGCAGCGUGGACUUCCUGGAGCAGCCCACCAUGGCGUUUGUACGGCUGCAGGAGGCGGUGGAGUUGGAGUCGGUGCUGGAGGUUCCCGUGCCCGUUCGCUUCCUGUUUGUCCUGCUGGGGCCCCCCACCACCAGCAUGGACUACCAUCAGAUAGGGCGCUCCAUCUCCACGCUCAUGUCCGAUAAGCAAUUCCACGAGGUGGCCUACCUGGCGGACGACCGGCAGGACCUCCUGAACGCCAUCAACAGCUUCCUGGACUGCAGCAUCGUGCUGCCGCCGUCAGAGAUGGGCGGCGACGAGCUGCUGCGCUCGGUGGCCCGAUUCCAGCGGGAAAUGUUGCGCAAGCGGGAGGAAGGAAAACUGCUGGCCGACGAACCCAAAAGCCUGGAGGAAAAAGAAGCCCUUAUCACGCCUUUCAAGAAGUCCGAUGACCCCUUGGAGCGCACCGGCCGGCCCUUCGGCGGCCUGAUCCGAGACGUGAGGCGGCGCUACCCAAACUACGUCAGCGACUUUAAGGACGCCCUCAACAGCCAGUGCAUGGCCGCCGUCAUCUUCAUCUACUUCGCCGCCCUUUCGCCGGCCAUCACGUUCGGAGGGCUGCUGAGCGAGAAGACGGAAGGUCUGAUCGGUGUGUCGGAGCUCAUCGUGUCCACCGCUGUGCAGGGCGUCAUUUUCUGCUUGCUGGGAGCGCAGCCUCUGCUGGUGGUGGGCUUCUCCGGACCGCUUUUGGUCUUUGAAGAAGCGUUUUACACUUUCUGCAAGUCCAGCGACAUGGAGUACCUGACGGGUCGCGUCUGGAUCGGCGUGUGGCUGGUGGUCAUCGUGCUCGUCACUGUGGCUUUCGAGGGCAGCUUCCUAGUGCGCUUCGUCUCGCGUUUCACGCAGGAGAUCUUCUCCUUCCUCAUCUCGCUCAUCUUCAUCUGCGAGACCUUCAUGAAGCUCGGCAGGAUUUUCAAGCAGCACCCUCUGAAGCGCUGCCACCUCAACCCGCUCCUUCCUUUAAACGACACGGCGGCCCCGAACGCCUCCGCGGAAGACGUCACAGCAAACCCGAUCAACAUCGGCAACAUCACCGCCCUUCCCGAGGUGACCAAGACCGCCGGCCCGACGGACGAACCCAACACGGCGCUGCUGUCGUUAGUUCUCAUGGCCGGGACGUUUUUCAUCGCUUUCUACUUACGCAAGUUCAAGAACAGUGCCUUCUUUCCCGGAAGGCUACGCAGGAUUAUCGGCGAUUUCGGGGUGCCCAUCGCCAUCCUCGUCAUGGUACUUGUGGACAACAGUUUAGACGACACAUACACACAAAAACUGAACGUCCCACACGGCUUCUCCGUAACCAAGCCCGAAAAGCGCGGCUGGAUCAUCAGUCCGCUGGGACGCGACGGGGAUUUCCCCGUCUGGAUGAUGUUCGCCUGCUGCCUCCCCGCUCUGCUCGUCUUCAUCCUCAUCUUCAUGGAGACUCAAAUCACCACGUUGAUCGUGAGCAAAAAGGAGCGCAUGCUGGUGAAGGGCUCCGGCUUCCAUCUGGACCUGCUCCUCAUCGUGGCGCUGGGCGGCGCCUCCGCGUUUUUCGGCCUGCCGUGGAUGGCGGCCGCCACCGUGCGCUCGGUGACGCACGUCAACGCCCUCACCGUCAUGAGCAAAGCCGUGGCCCCGGGAGACAAGCCUCGCAUCCAGGAGGUCAAGGAGCAGCGGGUGACUGGGCUCCUGGUGGCCGUCAUGGUCGGCAUGUCCAUCGUGAUCGGAGACCUCCUGCGUAAGAUCCCACUGGCAGUGCUGUUCGGGAUCUUCCUGUACAUGGGCGUGAUGUCGCUCAACGGCAUCCAGCUGAGCGAGCGCAUAAUGCUGCUGCUCAUGCCCCCAAAGUACCACCCCGACCACAGCUACGUCCGCAAGGUACGAACGCUGCGCAUGCAUCUGUUCACCUGCAUUCAAAUGGUGUGCCUGGCCGUGCUGUGGGCCGUCAUGUCCACGCAGGCAUCGCUGGCCUUCCCCUUUGUGCUCAUCCUCACCGUGCCCGUCAAAAUGUUCCUGUUGCCACGCAUCUUCACCUCCCGCGAGAUGAUCUGCCUGGACGCAGACGACGCCGAGCCGACGUUCGACGAGCGUGAGUGUCACGACGAAUACUCUGAGAUGCACAUGCCUGUGUGAACCGCCACCCCAGCUCCGGACCCGAGUAGCGCCACCCACUGGGAGGCCCCCCUCGGCACACCCAGCUAACUUCCUCACCUGCUGCCUGUGUAUCAUGUCCACAAGCAUUUACAUAAUACGUUUUUAUAUAAUUAUUAUUAGACUCUAUUUCAGGGGAUUCCAAAAUCGUGACGCAUUUACGCUUGAUCGACACGCAACAUGAUUCUUUUUUUGUUUUGUUUUUUUUAACCCUGAAAGGUUUGCUCUGAUUCACAUUGAAUAUGUGACGAACGUAGAGGAACGUUCGCACGCUGACUUACCGUUGCCUUACCAACAAGUGCCUUAUAUGAAGGAACUACUAAAGUGUGUACUUGGAGGACAUCUGGACGGCCUCGCCUUUCACUUUACUCGACGCUAGUAGCACUUUUUGUUUUGUAAAUGAAGACACCAAAUCAAAAAUGACUAUAACACAGUGUGAUUGUUUUGAAUCGUUAAAUCUCAUAACGCGUGUUUUUGUCAAGGUGACAGACAACCUGGAGGUGAUUUGUUGCAAUUUUCCACAUGUUCUUUUUUUUACGAUGCCCUCAAAUGCAAAAAGUUGAGGGAUGAUCCUUUGACGUUUUGCUUCAUUAUGUAGCAGUGACCAGAAAUGGUUAUUUUCUGUCUGUAUUUUUUCCCCCCAUAUAUACUAAAAUGCAUUGCAUUUGACAUACACUGUACAUUUAAAUUAGUGAUAAGGAACACAAAAUACACUGGUUUACAACUACAACAUAGCUCAAUAAGCUAGCAGGCUACUACCUAGUUCAGUAUAUUGUAGCUCCCUAGUUAGCCUGCCAAGCUAACUAAGGCGCUUCUACCUAGCAUAAGCUAUCCUAGACUAGUUAGCUUGAAACGAUAACUAGCAAGCUACUACUUCACCUAUUUAAACAAUUAUCUUUUAGAUUAGCUACCAUGACAAGCCUACGAACAAGCUACAGCUUAGUCUAUUAUCAUAGACUAGCUAGCUUGACAAGCUAAUUUAUGUGGCACUAGUUACCUCGUCAAGUUAGCUAGUCAAACUUGGUGAUUGCUACUUUGUUACUACAUGCGUGCUAGUCCCCUUGUCAGGCCAGCUAGUCUAACUAUAGUAACCAGCUAUCCCAUCACACUGCUUAGUUUAUCUGUCUUAACUUUUAUCCUUCCAUCUUACCUAGCUAGGUAAUCUAUCGAGCCAUCUUAAAUUUCCACACUAGUUCGCCUUAGCUUGCUAGUAAGCUUGUCAAGGCUAGCUAGUUUGCCUAUCUGAGCUCGCUACUUAGCUUAUCAAACUAGCUGACCUAACGGUGAGGUAAUGUAGUCAAAAUAGCCACCAGGGGGAGACAAAAACACUUUAUUAUUAUAUUAUGAUAUAUGGGGGUGGAAAUCAAGCACAGUAUAGGGCACUCGUCACGUGUUAUAUUUUUUUGCAGGAAUAUUUCGUCUUGCCAAACAAUUCGUCUGACAUCUAACCAACAUUCCACCAUUUGUUCUGAAAUGGGCGCCAUGACGAUCGUAGACAAUGAUAAUUCAAACGAGAGGAUAAGGCUCUUGAAAUGUUGUUUUUGUUUUGUGUUCGAAAAAAGAAAAAAAUUGUGUCCUGUUACUCAAGUCUGUGGUGACAUCACCAAAAAAGUGCCUGCGGGACCAUGAAGUCGUGAAUUAAAAGAGGUGACUAUUUAGCUGUUGCAUUAUCAGCUUUACCGCUUGUUCAUAUUCGUGGUCACACACGCGUUUAGUUUUAACGUUUGUUUGUAGUGCUUGUGAAUGAUGUGACAGUGUUUUGUGUACAUGUCCAUGAUGAGAAUGUAACAAAGAGGCCACUAGUGAAGCUCCCUGGUACAGUUGAUGCUUCAAAUGUUGAUGACAAAUAAAAGUUAUUUUCUAUUUA
Hippocampus zosterae (dwarf seahorse) is the source of this 6078-nucleotide messenger RNA. RefSeq names its product solute carrier family 4 member 2b (gene slc4a2b). The record is from RefSeq and is a predicted model, not a curated record. NCBI's taxonomy places the organism in Eukaryota, Metazoa, Chordata, Actinopteri, Syngnathiformes, Syngnathidae. Gene Ontology annotation, cellular component: apical plasma membrane; plasma membrane; basolateral plasma membrane. Gene Ontology annotation, molecular function: monoatomic anion transmembrane transporter activity; solute:inorganic anion antiporter activity. The coding region runs from base 441 to 4193 and encodes 1250 amino acids. Gene Ontology annotation, biological process: regulation of intracellular pH; monoatomic anion transport; bicarbonate transport. The transcript has 25 exons.